Molecule: messenger RNA, 4033 nt
Organism: Ziziphus jujuba (common jujube)
Lineage: Eukaryota; Viridiplantae; Streptophyta; Magnoliopsida; Rosales; Rhamnaceae
Product: filament-like plant protein 4
Exons: 6
Coding region: 387-3677 (1096 amino acids)
Source: RefSeq, a predicted model, not a curated record
CUUGCCUUUUAAGUGACACCUAAGUCCGAAUAUUUUUUCACUUCAGCCUUACCCACCACCACCACCACCACCACCUCGUCUCCUUUGUCUUCUCCUCUCCGCCACCACAACCACAACCACAACCACAACCACAACCACCACUACUUGUCUCUAUCUUUUUUUUUUUAAUAAUUUUUUUUCUAUUUCCUUAAUCCAAACUUUGAGAACAAGAAAUCCUAAUUUUGGAUCUCCAUUACUGAAUCUAGCUCAGAGCUCACUUUCUGUCUCACAGUUCCUCACUCUCUCUCUCUCAUAUUUUCUCUGACGUUUUACGGAGCUGCAUUUUUUGUCUGGUAAACUGAUUCCCGUCGUUUAAAUUCAUAUCUUGGCAGACUGCAAGGUAUAAAAUGGAUCGAAGGAGUUGGCCAUGGAAGAAAAAAUCAUCUGACAAGGCUGCAGCAGAGAAAGCAGCUGCUGCAGCUGAUGCGGCUGCUGCUUCUUUGGCUUCAGCUCGACCGCAGGGCGAGGAUAACUACAAAAAACCAAAUUAUGUCCAAAUCUCUGUGGAGCAAUAUUCACUUCUGACUCAUCUGGAGAACCAGGUGAAGACGUAUGAGGAACAGGUUCAAACUCUGGAUGAUCAGAUAAAGGAUUUGAAUGAAAAGCUGUCAGCAGCCAAUUCAGAGAUGACUACAAAGGAUAAUCUGGUGAAACAGCAUGCUAAGGUUGCUGAAGAAGCUGUUUCAGGUUGGGAAAAGGCUGAAGCAGAAGCUAUUGCAUUAAAAAAUCAUCUAGAAUCUGUCACGCUUUCGAAGCUUACAGUUGAAGAUCGAGCAUCACAUUUAGAUGGUGCUCUAAAAGAGUGCAUGCGACAAAUACGAAAUCUGAAGGAAGAACAUGAACAGAAAUUGCAAGAAGUAGUUCUUACCAAAACCAAACAGUGUGACAAGAUAAAGCUUGAGCUGGAAACAAAGAUAGCUAAUUUAGACCAAGAACUCCUAAGAUCUGCUGCUGAAAAUGCUUCUCUUGCAAGGUCCUUGCAAGAGCGUUCAAAUAUGCUGAUCAAGAUAAGUGAAGAGAAAUCACAAGCUGAGGCAGAGAUUGAGCAUUUGAAGGGCAACAUUGAGUCUUGUGAAAGGGAAAUAAAUUCACUCAAAUACGAACUCCAUGUUGUAUCCAAAGAGCUAGAAAUUCGUAAUGAAGAAAAGAACAUGUGUAUGAGGUCUGCAGAAGCAGCAAACAAGCAGCAUAUGGAGGGAGUUAAAAAAAUAACUAAGCUAGAAGCAGAAUGCCAAAGAUUACGUGGUCUUGUGCGGAAGAAGUUGCCUGGUCCAGCUGCACUUGCCCAAAUGAAGCUAGAGGUUGAGAGUUUGGGCCGAGAUUAUGGAGAAACUAGACUAAGGAGGUCUCCUGUUAAGCCUUCUAGUCCACACAUGUCCCCAGUUACUGAGUUUUCUCUUGAAAAUGUACAGAAAUACCAGAAGGAGAAUGAAUUCCUUACAGAGCGCUUGUUAGCAACGGAAGAAGAAACAAAGAUGUUGAAAGAAGCUUUGGCAAAGCGUAAUAGUGAAUUGCAGACCUCAAGGAGUAUGUGUGCUAAGACAGCAAGCAAGCUUCAAAGUUUAGAAGCACAACUUCAAAUCAGCAAUCAACAGAAAAGUUCACCGAAAUCUGUUGUUCAGAUAACAACUGAAGGUUCCUUCAGUCAAAAUGCAAGCAAUCCACCAAGCUUGACAUCCAUGUCUGAAGAUGGGAAUGAUGAUGACAGAAGCUGUGCUGAGUCUUGGGCUACAGCAUUGAUCUCUGAGCUCUCACAAUUCAAGAAGGAGAAGAACAAUGAUAAAUCAAACAAAGCUGAAAAUCCAAACCAUUUGAAUCUUAUGGAUGACUUUUUGGAGAUGGAGAAAUUGGCUUGUUUGUCUAGUGAUUCUAAUGGAGCCAUCUCCAUGUCAGACUCUCCAAAUGGUAAGAUAUCAGAAAGAGUGGACCAUGAUGCUUCAGAACUUGCUACCAGCAAGGACAUCCAGUCCGAGCAGAAGUGUGAUUCUAAUGAGUUGGUAAACGAUCAGCCAUCUUCUAAUGUAAAAUUGUCAGAACUUAGUCCUGGAUCUGAUGCAGAGCAGCCGCCAUUGAUGAAGCUUCGGUCAAGAAUCUCUAAUCUGUUGGAGUCCAUGUCCAAGGACACAAAUAUGGGCCAGAUUUUGGAGGAUAUCAAACAUGCUGUUGAGGAAACAAAUGAUACUCUUAACCAGCAGACUAUAAAUUGUAUUCCUGAGGAUUUUCAUUGUUCAGAUGCUAAAUGUGAUAGGCAGGCCAAUCCAGAAGAUGCCGGCUUAACUUCAGAGAAGGAGAUUGCUUUGUCCCAGCCGACCAAAGAUACUCUGCACAUAAUUAGUGAAGAUUUGAUGGCUGCCAUUUCUCAGAUUCAUGACUUUGUCUUAUUCUUGGGCAAAGAAGCAAUGGGCGUUCAUGACAUGUCUCUUGAUGGGAGUGGAUUGAGCCAAAAGAUUGAACAGUUCUCUGCCACCUUCAAUAAAGUCAUAUGCAGCAAUUUAAGUUUAAUUGACUUUGUUCUUGACCUUUCACAUGUUUUGGCCAAAGCCUGUGAACUGAGAUUUAAUGUUCUGGGCUUCAAAGGAACUGAUGCAGAAACUAAUAGUCCAGAUUGCAUUGACAAGAUUGCAUUACCAGAAAAUAAGGUAGUUCAAAAGGAUUCAUCAAGUGAGAGAUUACAAAAUGGUUGCGCCCACAUAGCGAAUCCCACUUCGGACAUUGAUGUUCCAGAUGAUGGAAAUAUAGUGUCGGGCUAUGAUUCAAGUGCCACAUCUUGCAAAUUCUCAUUGGAGGAGUUUGAACAAUUGAAAACAGAGAAAGAUAACCUUACAAUGGAUCUAGCACGAUGCACAGAAAACCUGGAGAUGACCAAGUCUCAGUUGCAGGAAACUGAGCAGCUUCUAGCAGAAGCUAAAUCACAGUUGGCCUCUGCUAAUAGGUCAAAUAGCUUGUCUGAGACGCAGCUGAAGUGUAUGGCAGAAUCAUACAGGUCACUUGAAACAAGGGCCCAUGAGUUAGAUACUGAGCUGAAUCUUUUGCGAGUCAAGACAGAAACUGUGGAAAAUGAGCUUGAAGAAGAAAAGAGGAAUCAUCAAGAUGCUUUGGCCAGAUGCAAGGAACUUCAAGAGCAGUUGCAAAGGAAUGAAAGCUGUUCCGUUUGUUCUUCCGCAGAUAAUGAACUCAAAACCAAGCAGGAAAAAGAAUUGGCAGCUGCAGCAGAGAAGCUAGCUGAAUGUCAAGAAACCAUAUUUCUUCUGGGAAAGCAGUUGAAAUCGUUUCGACCUCAACCAGAAUUCAUGGGAUCUCCAUUCAGUGAAAGGAGUCACAGGGAUGAAAGCUUCCCUGAGGAUGAGCCCACUACGAGUGGCAUGAACUUGCAAGAGUCUGAACAGACAGAGAUGGAAAGUGGUGUUUCUGCUAAUGCUUACAGGGUUGGAGCAGAGUCGCCCAUGGAUCUGUACAACUCCCCAUGUAGCCCAUCUGAUGCUGAUGCAAACCUCUUGAGAUCACCAGUCAAUUCGAAGAAUCCAAAACACAGAACCACCAAGUCAGUUUCAUCGUCUUCCUCUUCUGCUCCAUCGUCAGAGAAACAUCAACGUGGAUUUAGCAGAUUCUUUUCCUCAAAAGCAAAGAAUGGUCACUAAGACUUUGUGGCUCGCUGUAAUAACACAAUGUUUUGUGGUCGGAAGAACCACCAAGUAAUAAUUAGAAGAAGCACCCCAAAAAAAAAAAAAAAAAAAUGGAGAUCUCCUUCAUUUGUGUUUAUUAUCUGAAUGGUUGCGUGGAAAAAUUACCAGUUGUGAAAGUUCAAUGUUGGAAGAUAUUUGUGAAGGUCAGGUAAUUUUUGUAACUAGAAAGGGGCUGUAUAUGAUAUACCAUAUCUGUUAAUUUGUUUUUCUUCUACUGGCCUUUUGUAAUUUGUUUACUUAAACCAUGACAUAGUUUAUUAAGUGUUUUCACAAUAUUUUGAAUAUAUUGUAGUUGUAUGUUGAAGCUGUUA